Linum tenue is the source of this 1103-nucleotide messenger RNA. The record is from the annotation of a GenBank genome assembly. Lineage: Eukaryota; Viridiplantae; Streptophyta; Magnoliopsida; Malpighiales; Linaceae.
ACCAGCCAUCACUUGGCCAGGGUUCGUGCAACUGUUCAAAGACCACUACAUACCAAUGUCUUAUCGGAUCGAGCAACAGAGGGAAUUCCUUAUGAUCAGGCAGAAGUGGGGAAGUGAAAAAAGAGAAACAGUGGCGGAGUACACAUCCCGGUUUGAUAAACUGCUCCCUUAUGGGGGGCCACAGUUCCAGGAUGCUGAGAUUCAACGAAGUCACUACCUAGAGAGCCUGAAGCCUACCCUUAAGAGGGACCUGAGUGCACAUGUAUGGAACAGCAGAGAGGAGAUUUAUCAGGCAGCCCUCCGAGUGGAAAGGGUAGAACAGAGCUUGUACGAAGAAAGGGUACAACGAGAUGGUCAUAAGAGAAAGGCUAUGAGCUUCCCAGAGGGACCGAGACAGAUGAGUCAGAUCAGGAGGAGGCCGAAUGGUCCACCCAGUUAUGGAGGCACUCAAAGCCGGGCUGGUUCGACUAUGCCGGGUCCGACCUAUAGUAACAGGGGUCCUUGCAACCAGUGUGGGAAGAUUCAUCCGGGAGAAUGCAAGCUUCACUUGGGGGUCUGUUUCCACUGCAACGAACCAGGCCAUUUUGCCAGAGAAUGCCCUAAGAAGGGAGGGCAAGGGAGGACUCAGUCUGAACAGUCUGUUCGUGGUGGAGGAGGCAAAACUCACACCGGGUACCAGUUUGGCAAUCAGCAAAAUCGAUCUUUCAACAACAAUGGAGGAAAUGUUGGGCGGUCCAUCCGUAAUGAUAGGGGCCAGGGGUCUCAAGCAGCUGGGCAACCAAGGAUCUUCGCCAUGAGGAGAGAAGAGGCUGAUGCUGCACCUGAAGUGGUGACGGGUCGUAGAGGAGGAGCUAGGGAGCAUCCAGUCGAGGAGCAUCCAGUGAGAGAGCAGGCUACCAGAGGAGGACCACGUGAGCACUUCUGAAGAUGUCUGACCACGGAUCGGAGUAAGCAGCAUUUGUAAUCUUUAGUUAUUUGCUUUAUGAUUAUGAGUAAUGACUGGAGAUUUAAAAGGAUAAGAAUUUAUGGUUUGAGGUUUGCCCAAAUGUUAGGGCUUUGCUUAUGAAUUAUAACAAUUUCUUUUCAGUAUUGGUAUUUCGAGC